Molecule: messenger RNA, 189 nt
Organism: Fomitiporia mediterranea MF3/22
Lineage: Eukaryota; Fungi; Basidiomycota; Agaricomycetes; Hymenochaetales; Hymenochaetaceae
Exons: 2
Coding region: 1-189 (62 amino acids)
Source: RefSeq, a predicted model, not a curated record
AUGAGCAAUCAGGCGCCGGAAUGGUAUGAAAUGAAGCAAAGCCCGAUAGACGCCGCACACACCAUCCAAUUCCCGCAGAUUCUUGCAGUUCCGACUAACAAUGGAGACCACUCGUAUCAUCCUCCUUUCGGUGGUUCCGUCGCAAACCCGCAUGUAAAGAAAGGGGGCACCAAUUCAAUAAGGAUUUAA